This is a messenger RNA of Closterium sp. NIES-65, 831 nucleotides long. Lineage: Eukaryota; Viridiplantae; Streptophyta; Zygnematophyceae; Desmidiales; Closteriaceae. The record is from the annotation of a GenBank genome assembly.
AUGUUUCCAGCUAUCAUUUUGGUGGGCUGGCUAAUAGUAGCCAACACCCGCCUCCCCGUUUCCCCGUCCCGCUCCCCGUUUCCCCUUCCCGCCUUCCCGUUUCCCCGUCCCGCUCUCCGAUUCCUCUUCUCGCCACCCCGUUUCCCCUUCCCGCCUCCCCAAUUCCCGUUCCCGCCUCCCCAUUUCCCCUUCCCGCCUCCUGUUUCCCCUUCCAGCUCCCCAUUUCCCCUUCCUGCCGCCUCAUUUCCCCUUCCUGCCGCCUCAUUUCCCCUUCCUGCCUCCCCAUUACCCAUUCCCACCUCCCUGCUUCCCCUUCCCGCUCCCCAUUACCCCUUCCCGCCUCCCCGUUUCCCCAUCCCGCUCCCCAUCUCCCCUUCCCGCCUCCCCAUCACUCAUUUCUUUGAACCAUUUUCGUCCUUCCACCUCCUAUGCAUCUCCUUUCCCUACCUAUGCAUCGCCUAUCCCUACCUAUUCAUCUCUCUUCCUUGCCUUCGCAUCACCCCUCCAUGCCCUCGCAACCAUCUCUCCCGCAUCUCCUACUUGCCUUCGCCUACCCUUCCUUCCCCUGCCAUAACCUUUCAUCCCCCGCCAUACCCUUCCAUCUCCUGCGAUACUCUCCCAUCCCAUCCCCUUCAAACCACUCUCAUCCCAUCCCCUUCAAACCCCUCUCAUCCCAUCCCCUUCAAACCCCUCUCAUCCCAUCCCCUUCAAACCCCUCUCAUCCCAUCCCCUUCAAACCCCUCUCAUCCCAUCCCCUUCAAACCCCUCUCAUCCCAUCCCCUUCAAACCCCUCUCAUCCCAUCCCCUUCCAGCCCCUUCGAUCCUCUUUGA